Molecule: messenger RNA, 1141 nt
Organism: Anopheles cruzii
Lineage: Eukaryota; Metazoa; Arthropoda; Insecta; Diptera; Culicidae
Product: SOX domain-containing protein dichaete-like
Exons: 1
Coding region: 50-1141 (363 amino acids)
Biological process (GO): regulation of DNA-templated transcription; cell differentiation; anatomical structure morphogenesis
Molecular function (GO): RNA polymerase II cis-regulatory region sequence-specific DNA binding; DNA-binding transcription factor activity, RNA polymerase II-specific
Source: RefSeq, a predicted model, not a curated record
GAAGUGUCAGCUGUGCGCGUUUAUGCCAUCGGGUUGAGGAGCCAGCAGCAUGAUUAAUCACCACGCGAUGGCGAGCCUGGGGCACCCGCACUACGGGUUCACGCUCGGCAACGCGAUGGAGAUACCGCCGGCGGCCGACUUUGCACCGCAACCUACCCACAGCCCUACCUCGGCCGAGCACCAUCAUCAUCUGAAGCGGAGCCAUCUCGGUGCCUUCGGACCGACAUCGUUGGCGGGUCUUCAGAGCCACACGGCUGCCGCCGUCCAUCACAGUGCGCACCAUCACGCCGGGCUAUCGAUGGGUGGAGCCUCCGGAGGUGGUGGUGGUGGUGGAGGGCUGAGUGGCCAGACGUCGCCCGGGCAGGAGGGCCACAUUAAGCGGCCGAUGAACGCGUUCAUGGUCUGGUCGCGGCUCCAGCGUCGUCAGAUCGCGAAGGACAACCCGAAGAUGCACAACUCGGAGAUCUCGAAACGGCUCGGAUCGGAGUGGAAGCUGCUGAGCGAGUCCCAGAAGCGCCCGUUCAUCGACGAGGCGAAGCGCCUGCGGGCCACGCACAUGAAGGAGCACCCGGACUACAAGUAUCGGCCGCGCCGGAAGCCCAAGAAUCCGCUGGCUGGGGCUGGGAACGGGCUCGGGUCGCUCGGGUCGCUCCAGCAGGGUGGCAAGUCGGGCCUCGGGUCUUCCUACCCGUUCCACCAGUUGCCCCCGUACUUUGCCCCCACACACCCGCUGCAGCAGCUCGAGCAGCAUUACUCGCACGUGCCGUACUUCGGCAGCUUCGAUCCGCUGGCGCUCCAGAAGCUGCACCAGUCGCAGGCGGCCGCCGCCCAGUGUGGGGUACAGAUGGGUGGCGGUGGGUCACCAAACGGGGCCGCGACGGCCGGGGGACUCGAUCUCGGCGGCAAGCAGUCGGCAGCGCAGCAGCUGCCCCCGACGUCGCUCAGCUCGUUCUACUCCAACAUCUACUCCGGCAUUUCGGCGGCGGCCGCGGCCGCCCCGCUGUACGCGGCCCACUCCAGCAGCCUGUACAACACCUCGUCCGCUUCGUCCACCUCGCCCGGGUCCAGCCCGAGCGCCUCCCAGUCCACGCUGCCCGAUCUCGACAGCAGCAUGCGGAGACCGGUGCAGGUCAUCUACUAA